CGCCCGGGCCGCUCCGCGCAGGCGCCGCCGCCGUCGCUUCCGGCAGCGCUGCCCUGGAUGGCGGAGCCCGGGGCUGGAGCGGCGGCGGAGCCCGGGGAGGGAUGGACGGAGGAGCCGGAGGAGCCCGGGGAGGGAUGGACGGAGGAGCCGGAGGAGCCGAGGGGCAGAUGGACGGCGGAGCGGCGGCGGCUGUGGGUGCCGGGCGGGCUCUGGCUGGCGGCCGUGCUGCCCCUACUCCUGGUCCCGCUGGCUUGCGCAGGCCAGAGCCGCCUGCCGAGCCCGGGCCGGCCGCGGGUGCGCGCCGUCAACACCAACUUCUCCCUGCGCUGGGACUACGCGGGCGGCGGGCGCGGCGUCGCCUUCUCAGCGCAGUUCCAGUGGCCGGAGCAGAAGGACACGGGCUGGCGGGAGCUGCCGGGGUGCCAGGCUGUGGCUGGCACGGGCUGUGACAUCUCCUCGGCCAUCUCCGAGUACUACGAUGCCCACUACGUGCGCGUGAGGGCCCAGGCAGGGCCCCUGGUGUCCCCGUGGUCCGAGGUGCUGGAGAUGGUGCCGGAGCACGUCGCUCAGAUUGGUCCACCAGGACUGGAAUUGCAGUCCACAAAUGGAGUCAUAAAAGUUAGGGUUUCUCCUCCAGAAGCAAAUCAGAGCAAAAAAAUGUGGAUCAAUGAUCUGAGUUUUAAAUAUAACCUGGUCUUCUGGGAAAACUCAUCUCAUGCUCAGCUCCAGAGUAAAACCAUUUUCCCUGUUGACACCAUUCAUGACCUUGCCCCAGACAGCACCUAUUGCUUCAAAGUCCAAGCAAAUCUCCCCAGGGAGGGAAAGGAAGGCUUGUUCAGCCCCAUCAGCUGUGUGAAAACCACCCAGAAAGUGAACGACCUCCUGUGUGCAACCAACCUGAGUGUCCUGGCUUUGAACAUGAAAUUCCACCUGCUUUGGGAUGCCCAGGAAAACCAGGAUGUGAGCUACAGCGUGCAGUACCUCCUUGGGUUCUGGAAGAAGCUCAAUGAUGAUUACUCAGACAAGUGGCUCAGUGUCCCCACGUGUGAGAACAUCAUCAGCACCUGGUGCAACUUCUCCUCCAUCAUCAGCCCCUCUGGAUUUUAUUACCUGCGAGUGCAGGCCAGGGAGGGACACAACAAAUCCUGCUUCUCCAGGGAAGUCAAAGUGGAUCCUCUGAAAACAAAUGGAAUUGGCCCUCCUGGUGUAAGGCUGGACCUCAGUGACACUUUGCUCCACAUCGUUAUUUCUCCUCCAGGAGGAGCUGAGGAGGAAGUCAUGAGGGACCAUUAUGAUUUGUCCUACAGGAUCCUGUACUGGAAGAAUUCCUCAGAUAUGAAGGAGGAGGUGAAGCAGAAGGAGGUGAAGCAGACCAUAGCCACAGUCCCUGAUGUGUCCCCCUCCACCCUGUACUGUGUCAAAGUCCAGGCCUUCUCUGAGCCCUACAACAAAAGCAGUGCCUACAGCCAGCAGGAAUGCAUCCACACCCCUGCAGGUACACCUUUACCUCUGAUCUAUUUUGGGAUUUUCAUGGGUGCCCUGCUGCUUGUCCUGCUGGUGGCCACUCCUCUUGUUUUUGUGUUCUACCAAGCCUACAGCAAAAUCAAAUAUGUGUUCUUCCCCACCUGCCAGCCCCCCCUGAACAUCGAGGGAUUUGGAGCACAGCCCUUCAGCAGCCCUUACCUGUCAGCUGCAGAGGAAUCUGUGGAAAAUUGCUGUGUGAUUGAAUCCAUGGUCACAGAAGAGGGAAAUCAGAUUGUUUUCACAGACUACAAACAUUCCAAACAGAGCAGUCGAGACUCAGGGAAUUAUUCCAACGACGACAACACUUCCGGGAGCAAAGGAUCCAAAGAAACCCUGGAAAAGGAAAUGAUGUAACUUUGGGAAAUCAGAAUUCCUUUAUGGGAUUGUCAACUUCACGAACACUUCAAACUUCUUUGUGAUGGAAAUCCCAGCCUGAGGGGGACAGCUGUGACCUUUGGGAUCCUCAGGUGGACACUGUGACCUUUGGGAUCCUCAGGUGGACACUGUGACCUUUGGGAUCCUCAGGUGGACACUGUGACCUUUGGGAUCCUCAGGUGGACACUGUGACCUUUGGGAUCCUCAGGUGGACACUGUGACCUUCGGGAUUGCUGGGUUUGGGUUCCCAGAGCUGCCCUGGCUGGGGGAGCUCCUCAGCCCUGGCUGGAAAUGACCCUGAUGUCCCCAUCCCACCCAGGGCUGUCCCUCUGCGCCGGGAGCAGCUUUGGGCACUUCUUACUUGAAGCUGUGAGCUGAGCAAAACCUGCCUGCUCCAGCAGAGUUCCAUGUGGAGUUACUCCAGUGUUUACACAGCUAAAGGCAAUCCAUGCUGGACACAAACCUGUGGAAUUUUCCCUUGCUCUUCCAGGCCCUGGGCAGGGCUUGGCUCACCAGGUCCAGAGCUAAAGGUGAUAGGAGAGGUUUCCUCACAGGGUUCCUCACAGGGAUUCCUCACAGGGUUCCUCAGGAGGUUCCUCACAGGAUUCCUCACAGGAUUCCUCACAGGAUUCCUCACAGGGAUUCCUCACAGGAUUCCUCAGGAGGUUCCUCACAGGGAUUCCUCACAGGGUUCCUCAGGAGGUUCCUCACAGGGAUUCCUCACAGGAUUCCUCACAGGGAUUCCUCAGGAGGUUCCUCACAGGGUUCCUCACAGGGUUCCUCACAGGGAUUCCUCAGGAGGAUUCCUCACAGGGAUUCCUCACAGGGAUUCCUCAGGAGGUUCCUCAAAGGAUUCCUCACAGGGAUUCCUCAGGAGGUUCCUCACAGGGAUUCCUCAGGAGGUUCCUCAAAGGAUUCCUCACAGGAUUCCUCAGGAGGUUCCUCACAGGGUUCCUCAGGAGGUUCCUCACAGGGAUUCCUCACAGGAUUCCUCAGGAGGUUCCUCACAGGAUUCCUCACAGGGAUUCCUCACAGGGAUUCCUCACAGGAUUCAUCACAGGGAUUCCUCAGGAGGUUCCUCACAGGGAUUCCUCACAGGGAUUCCUCACAGGGAUUCCUUAUGGGGUUCCUCACAGGAUUCCUCAGGAGGUUCCUCACAGGAUUCCUCACAGGGAUUCCUCAGGAGGUUCCUCAAAGGAUUCCUCACAGGAUUCCUCAGGAGGUUCCUCACAGGGUUCCUCAGGAGGGAUUCCUCAGGAGGUUCCUCACAGGGAUUCCACACAGGAUUCCUCAUGGAUUUGGCUGGGAAUGUUCCCAGUGCUUGUUCCAUGUCUCACUCCUGUCCCUGGCAGUGCCCCAGGCCAGGUUGGACACUGGGGCUGGAGCAGCCUGGCACAGUGGGAGGUGUCCCUGCCAUGGCAGGGUGGCACUGGGUGGGAUUUCGGGUCUCUCCAAACUCAUUCUGGAAUUAGCAGGACCCCGGUGGAAUUUAGGAAAUGCCUUUAGCAGGGAGCUGAGCUUGGCACUCAGAGCUUUCCUUCUUUUGCCAACAGACUUUUCUUUGGACAAACAAUCAGGAUGUGCUGCAGUAACAUUUCAGUAUUCGUAUUCCAUUUUUCCAUGCUGACUCCACUGUCUUCUGGAGCCUUUUUUUUUAAAGUACCUUAUUUUUUUAUGAAGAAACUGCUUUGGAGUCAGCUGAGUUUGAGCAUCCCAUGGGCUGCUGUUGUUCUAUCUAGGAACUCUUGGUGUUUAUGUAACUUUUUUUUUUUUUAGUUUCGAAGAUAUUACCUAAUUUUAUAAAUUUCCUAUCCCUGUGUUCAUUGAAGAACAUAAUAAAUUUUGCACAUUUGCUUCUUA
Molecule: messenger RNA, 3759 nt
Organism: Vidua chalybeata
Lineage: Eukaryota; Metazoa; Chordata; Aves; Passeriformes; Viduidae
Gene: IFNAR1
Product: interferon alpha and beta receptor subunit 1
Exons: 14
Coding region: 58-1878 (606 amino acids)
Molecular function (GO): protein binding
Source: RefSeq, a predicted model, not a curated record